Cryphonectria parasitica EP155 is the source of this 453-nucleotide messenger RNA. RefSeq lists its product as uncharacterized. Lineage: Eukaryota; Fungi; Ascomycota; Sordariomycetes; Diaporthales; Cryphonectriaceae. Bases 53 to 439 code for a protein of 128 amino acids. The record is from RefSeq and is a predicted model, not a curated record. The transcript is spliced from 2 exons.
GUCUUCGCAAAGCCCUCUCGUCCUACUUAUAACGCCCUAAUCAUUCAUCAUCAUGGACGAGCCCCUAGAUUGGGAUUCGAUUAUCUUCCCUCCUGUCAAUCCUGACUAUUAUUUCGAUCAAUUUCCUGAGCGUUUAGACGCGCUCCACAAGUUCACCCCGAGCGGCGUAGACCCUGAUACCAUUUUUACUACCCUCCCCAGACAAUUCAAUACUAUUACGAUACCACUGCAGGACGAGGAGGCUUUCUUUUUCGAUGUAAUCGAUGUCGGCCGGAUGUCUGAGGACGGAGCUGACUUUUUCCGCCGGCUCGGGGAGCGGCGGGAGGAGAGGCUGAAAGAGCUGCACGAGCUCUGGAAGGAAGCGCUGGACUUCUCCAGAACGUUUAAGAAAUUCCGCAUCGAUAAGGAUUGGCAGUCUUAUUGUGAUAUCGGAUAUUAGUGUCUUCCGCCAAC